CAGGUGCCUACGCCACCGCCGCCGCCGCCGCCGCCGCCCUGCAGCAGCCGCCGGAGCGCUCGGGGGGCGGCUGGCUGCGAGCAAACUUUGAUUCCUGCUACAACAGAUGUCAAAGAGUUUUCUUGGGUUUUCUUGGCUGCGUCUGGGGACAUCUUGUGAUGUUUUAGAGAACAGGACAUGAUCUCACAUGGCGAGGAGCUCUUUACUUUCUUAAUCAUUUCACGGUUCCUUCAGAGGCUUUUUUCCACCUAAAACGUUUAGUUUCAGCUCAGUGAUCAGCUGCAAAAGCUCGGCGGGGAGCGGAAGAGUUGAAUUAUUCCAACCUGCGAGAGCUCCUUAAAAAAAUAAAAAAAAAAAAAGAAAAAAGAAAAUAAGAAGAAGAAAAUAAAGAAAAUAAAGAAGAAUAAGAAAGAAAAGACGACAAGAAAGAAAAGACAGGAAAAGAGAAAAUAAAAAAGGAAAAGAAAGGAAAAGAAAGAAAAAAAGGUAAGAAAAAAGAAAAGGAGAAAACAAAACAAGGAAACACGAGGAGAAAAGAAACGAAGAGAAGAAGGAAAAAAGAAGGAAAGGGAAGGCUAUAGCAACACGACGUGGAAACUUUUCUCGCUGCUCGUCUCCCCAAGCCCCGACAACCCGGGAUGGAGUUGGAGAAAACCUACGGGACCCCCCGGGCUGGCCGCACAGCCCCAAACCCGAGCGCCGCCGGCGAAUCGAAGUCUGCUCGGCGAGGCCGCCCCGGCCCGGACCGCUCCGAUGGAAAUACACUGUAAGCACGACCCGUUUGCAGCAAUGCAUAGACAUGGAGGCGUCAAUCAGCUGGGGGGUGUUUUUGUGAAUGGCCGCCCCCUCCCAGAUGUGGUUCGCCAAAGGAUCGUGGAGCUCGCCCACCAAGGGGUCCGACCGUGUGACAUCUCCCGGCAGCUCCGUGUCAGCCAUGGCUGCGUCAGCAAAAUACUUGGCAGGUAUUAUGAAACUGGGAGUAUUAAGCCUGGAGUGAUUGGAGGAUCAAAACCAAAGGUCGCCACACCCAAAGUCGUUGAAAAAAUUGCAGAAUACAAACGCCAAAAUCCCACCAUGUUUGCCUGGGAGAUCAGGGAUAGACUCCUUGCUGAGCGAGUGUGUGACAACGACACCGUGCCCAGCGUCAGUUCAAUUAACAGGAUCAUACGGACGAAGGUGCAGCAGCCACCCAAUCAGCAGGUCCCAGCCUCCAGUCACAGCAUAGCCUCCACGGGGUCCGUCACCCAGGUGUCCUCCGUCAGCACUGACUCCGCUGGCUCAUCCUACUCCAUCAGCGGGAUCCUGGGAAUCGCCUCCCCCGGCACUGAGAGCAACAAGCGCAAGCGGGAUGAAGGUAUUCAGGAAUCUCCGGUACCAAAUGGCCAUUCUCUCCCAGGCAGAGAUUUUCUUCGGAAACAGAUGCGAGGAGACCUUUUCACCCAGCAACAGCUAGAAGUGUUGGAUCGAGUCUUCGAGAGGCAACAUUAUUCUGACAUUUUCACAACAACUGAGCCCAUCAAACCAGAGCAGUGGUGCUCCAUGCUGAUGAGACAGUGCGUGGUACAACCGCAGGCAGUCAUUUUUCAGGCAACUGAAUACUCAGCCAUGGCAUCAUUAGCUGGUGGAUUAGAUGAUAUGAAGGCCAAUAUAACCAGCCCUACUUCUGCAGAUUUGGGAGCGAGCGUUCCUGGGCCUCAGUCAUAUCCUAUUGUCGCAGGUCGUGAGCUGGCAAGCACAACCCUCCCAGGAUACCCUCCGCACGUCCCUCCUGCCGGACAGGGCAGCUAUUCCGCUCCAGCGCUGACAGGGAUGGUGCCUGGGAGUGAGUUUUCUGGGAGCCCAUACAGCCACCCACAAUAUUCAACAUACAAUGACUCCUGGAGGUUUCCCAACCCUGGACUCCUGGAGUCUUGUGUUACAGUAGGCACCAACUGGGUCACUACACAGGUAACAUUAUAUUGCUUUGACUGUACAAUGACACACUGAUUUGGAGUUACAGGACUGGAAGUUUUGAUGCAUCAAAAAGAAAAAUUGGACUUUUUUGUUCUGCAGCAAGUACUGAGGAUAAAUUUACCAUUCCAGUUCAGCCUGGUCUCAAAACUGGGAGUGAUGGAGUUUCCUGAAGGGGUAGUUGUAGAAAUGCCUGUUCUGCUCUGUUCCUGUCCUUACUGCAAGAACUGCUGAGCUGGUCAAGAGCUGGUGCAGCCUGUAACUGUACCUCCUUGUGCUGCUCGAAUGCACCGUGGCCACCAUGUAAGAGCUGGGCAGUGAGGUUUCAGCGAGCUGAACCUUGGGAUUCCCUUUCUUUACAAACCUCUCUGUCCAUGAAGCACCAAAAGGAAAACGGUGGACUGUUUGGAAAGGCAGUUAUUAGAAGUCAGCAUCGUACCACACUGAUGCUGCAAAGGUCCAUGAUUUCCUAGUCCCCAUUUCCCCAGAUCUUCUUGAUUGGGAUCGGUUUUCUGUGCCUUUGGCUUUUCUGCCAUAAUUUUCCUCAGCAUGGCUGAUGAGAUCCUUUUCUCUUACAGUACUGGAGACCUAUGAUCGGUUUUAUAGUUGAUCUUUUCAUUGAUUAUUUCCUUGUUUUGCCACGACUGGCAACUAUCUUGCUGAUCAAGGAUGCUGUGUUUUGGUUGGAAACCCACUGAAGCCUAAGGGCUCCUGUUGCCAGCCUUGUGCCUGCCUUUACCACCACCAAUGCUGGAGAGCCCAGGAGUGUUUCUUCCGUCAGAAUUUCAAAAUCUGCCCUGGGAGUUUCCUCAGAUUGUCCUUCUGAGUCUUCUGGAAGAGGGAUGACUCACUGAACCAGAAACUGAAAAGGAAGAUAAAUGUUCUGCAAUGGUGGUGAGGCACACUUGGGCACAUGGUGGCACUGGGUGCCUGGCAAAACAAGACCAGCUUUCCCCAGGUUGGUCCUAGCUGCCCACUACCUCGUGUCUGCAUCUCCGAUUGAAAAGGCAAAAGCCCGAGUACUGCAUGGCAAGACAAAGUAAGAAAUCUAGGUUGCCAAUAGGAUGUCUGGGAAUAAUUUUUUAGUGAGUGUCUUCCUCCACAGGAAGCCCAGACUGCUUGCCUGUGGGACACAGUGCUGGGGGGCAAGAGCAUUGACCUGGUGCUCCAGGAGACACUGCCAGGUCCGAGUACAGCUGUAGGACCUGAGCAAGAGCAUCUCUAUGUUUGGCUGUAGGCUGCGUGUCAGACACAUCUCUUGUGCCCUGUGGAGAUCCUGCUUAUCCACAGCUCUCCCUUUCUCCCUGCGAGCCUGAUCCCGUACUCGCUUCUCCCAGGGUGCCUGCUAACCCCACUGAUAAUUCAGGGCAAGUAGGAGCCUGUGGCAGAGCCUUAAAAACCUGCUCCAGGUCUCCUUGAACACCCAGAAGGCGCUGUGUGACAUGUCUUGAGCACCCACAGUGGUGAGGAGGUUAAUUUAAACCAUAUCCAGGAUGCUUCCACUCUUCUCAGGAGUAUACGUGAGUGCAUUUAGUAAUUCUCUCCUGAGAGGAAGCUCUGGCACUAUCAGCCUCAAAGUAGAAACCUUGACAAAAUUAAUCAGGACUGGUACAUGGACUGACAGAGUUUGUUUUACUAAGUCCCGCUCCCUUCACUGAGAUGAAGGUGUAAUACUGUAAGCACUUAACAGUGCCUACAUUCAAUUAAUUCCCUGUGCUGGCAAGAACGAACAGCAAUCACACCACGCUGAGACCUGUGAAAGAGGAGCUAAAAGGAGAGAUGCUGUGAUUUGCAAGUGGCAGGAAGAAAGAAUACUUGGGUUGAAAAAUUAUUUUUAUGGGGAAUAAAGAGAAUACGAAUGGAGAGAGAUGAGAAUGGUGAAAAGGUGUUGGUAGUUGGUCCCUGGCCUUUGCCCCGUGAGUGCGGAGUGAGAGAUGUGAGCCACGUCUCCAUGGGAAGGCAGGACCAUGCUCUCAGCAUGCGGGUGGUGGGAGCUGUCCGGUCCCAGCAGAGCACCGGCUGCUGCCCAUCGCCCCGGUACCUGCUCUGCCCUUGCUCUGGUGCUCCCCACUCCUCUGCACUGGGCAACCCAUCCACAUCUCCCCCAGGUGACCAUGAUCCCUCCUCGCCAGGGCAGUCCUGAAUGCUGUGCCCCACAGCUCUUGUGGAAGGGGGGACAGCCCAGCUGCAGUCCUCCAGGUGGUCAACAGAAGCAUGGGCAGAAGAAGCAGUCAGCUACCUGCUGCAGCUCUGCGGCAUCUGCCUGCUCUCCCAUCCCAUUGUCGGCCGUGGUGGCACCCACAGCCAGCUCUGCAGCAGAGGCUUGAUGGACUUGGCUGCGUGGGGUGGCUCAAUCCCACCCCAGCCAUGGCUGGAGUGCAGACAGACCCCAAGAUUCCAGAGGGGUGAUGCUGGGAAGAGGACACAAACCCCAGCUGCUCGCAUGGUGUCUGGCUUGGUGGCUGUAGCAGGUGUCCCCAUCUCAAAGCUGGAAGAGAAGGUGGAAAGGGGCUUACUUUUUCUUUCUUUUUUUUUUUUUUCUUUUUUUUCCCCCCAGUGUGCUGUGAAUGACCUGCAGGUGGUACAGUACAGGGAUGCACAGGGAGGCACGUGCACGAGCGCAGGGGAAGCAAGCUCUGUCACUGUCAGCGUGUCCUGGCGAGCACCAGCACAGAGUUGGCUCAAUGCGUACGUGCCAAGAGUGGCUAAUGGCCACACCAUCUAAUGAAGAAAAACGAUUCAAUUUCAUGCUGACUUGUUGCAGUAACUUCUUUACCUCUUUCGCUCAUUGCAGUCAGCUUGACGCUGCUGGCAGCAGGUUUCUGGUGACACGGUGUCCCCACUGCUGCCAGGACAUGGUCCCUGCACGCUGGCUGGGAGGGUUUGCCUGCACUGUUGUGGUGCCAUGGCUGCUGGUGCCAGCUUGGCAGCAGGUGAAGGCAGGGCUUGGAGCCGGUCAAUUAGGAUUAGAUUCUGUUCUUCUGUGGGUUCCUGUAAAAAGAUUAGAGAACAAGUAGGUGCCAGAAAUGACUGUGUCAAGAAAUAAAUUGAUGGUAGUAUGAAUUAGAAAGGAAAAAUGGCAGAAGGACAGAGAAGGCUGUUCUGAAUGGGGGUAUGGUGACAGGAAGAGUAAAUGCUUUGUGAUGUGAUGUUUUCAUUUUUCACUUUAAAUACAAGCUUUUUUGAUUUCACUGCUGAAAGGCAAACUGGAAAAAUCAAAAUUGAGAGAAGCAUGAGGCCUUCGGAAAACAUGAGAGAAAUAUUGGGCUUCAGUAGUUGCACUGAGUCAGAACAGCAGCGGAGGAAGAGGGAGGGGGAAAGCCACGACCCUGAUCCCAGAAAGACCCUUUACCUUCAAACCUACAGAAGCAGCGCAUCCAGCUCUGGUGAGAUGCACAUGCUGCUCUGUGAGUCAGGGUGAAAUUGUUUGGUGCUACUGGAUCACUUCCCUGCAUUUUCCAUCCCUCUGCCUGAGCUGACCUGCCUUGUCCCAUGCUGGUGCUGGUGGGGACUGGGGUCUUUGCUGCGCACCAGUGUCCCCUGCUCACCAUCGACCUUCUGGUGCGGCAGUGGGUGAGGACAUUGGUUUCAUCUGGCCCUUUGUGGGCCUGUGAAGUGUUUUACUCUGAGACGCUGCCUGCCCUGCAGCGGCAGAUGAUCCCCAGGGACUCCCAGGCAGCAGAACUGGCUGUGAGGGGACACAGACUGACAAAAUGGGCACCCCAGGAGGGUGGCCCCCAGUUCAGUGGGUACAGAGAACAUCCCCAAAACGCCAGCUAUACAGGGCAUGCACAUUUUGAAGUCUGGUGAACUGUUAAGUUUCCCUUUGCCCAUUCAAGACUGCCUCGUUUGGCCAAGAAAGGCUUCCAUGCUUUUAAUUGCUUGCAUUUGGCUGGGACACACAGUACAUACAGCAGCUUAUUUUAGGCUACCCAUGAGAACGAUGUUUGCUGUCCUUGUGAAACUUUCCAGUGUUCUCCUCCAUGAAACAUGGUUCCUGAGGCUCGGGCUUGUUAACCUGAUGUCAGCUAUCUGGAAGAGGAGCAUCCAUCCAGCCCAGGACAGCGGUUGUGGUGCCCUCAGCAGAUAGCGCAAGGCUGUCAGCUCUGCACUUACACAGAUGUAAAUGAGAAGAUGACCCUCUGAGGUGGUCUACUUUGCCUCUUGAUUAUGGCUUAAAAUACUUAAUGUCUUAGUUCGUAAACCUAAGUGAGAUGGGGUCCUGCCUAAAAGUUCCGCAGACAUGUUUGCAAAUGCUUAGCCUGGCCAGUGAUUUCACAGACUGUAUUGAUUUACUGUUGUGUAUGGGAGGACUACCAUUCUAGAGAACCGGGACCACAGUUCUGAAGCUUGGUUUAUCUGCUUUAAACCCAGCCCUUUGCACAAACCCAGGUUUGCACAAUAUUUGGAUUUAGCACGAAAACAGUGUUGAAAACACACUGAUGUUUUAAGUUGCUGCUAAUUUGUACUUACUCUAAAUCAAGGACUUUUCAGUUUCCCGUGCUGUGACCAACAAGGAGGUGCACAAGAAGGUGUGAGGGAAUAGGGCCAGGACAGCUGCCUCGGACCAGCCAAAGAGAUAUUUUAUACCAUAGUAUGUCAUGCUCAGUAUAUAGCUGAAGGGAGUUGGCCGGGGGAUGCCAGUCUGCUGCUGAGGGUCUGGCUGGGCAUUGGGCACCCGAGAGGUGAGCAAUUAUGUUGUGCAUCACUUGUUUUUUUUCCCCUUGGGUUUAUUCCUUUCUUUCUCUCUCCUUUUCAUUACAAUUGUUGUUCAUAUUUUAUUUCAAUUACUAAACUUUCUUAUUCCAACUGAUGACUCUUACCUUUUUCUGAUUCUUCUCCCCAUCCCACUGGAGGUGGCGGGGGUGGAGCAAGUGAGCAGCUGCAUGGUACUUAGUUGCUGUUGGGGGUUAAACCACGACAGAAGGUUUUUAAUAGCUAGUUCUGUCUGGACAGAUUGGUAUGUCUCCAGGUACGUCUGUAGUCAAAGACUCUUCUUCAUCCAAGCAAACAGCCCAGGUUCCAGGUGAUCCUCUGGUGAUCACCCAGUCUACUGCUGCUUAGCCCUGUGGGGCAGAAAAUUGUCACCAAUAUUUUUCAGGCCUUUUCUUGGUAAACAAGUGCUUCAGCAUUCAUCAAUCUGCAAAGCGCUAAGUCCGGCCCGCUAGUUUAUUCAGAUGUGCGACACGUAUUCAAUGAAAACGGAGACCAUAAAUUUGAUCCGUUUGAGACUUUUAAGUGUCCAUUUCAAGAGCUGUGAUUUGGAGCAUCAGAUACUUCAUCGGAUGAGGCAUUAUUCACUGGAGGUAGUUGUAAACUACUUUCCGAGUUCAAAUUCGUUACCAAGUGAAGGUCACCAGUGUUUUCUAAAGGCAGUUUCUCCCCUCAACAAAUGUAUUGGAUGCCGAAGGACUCUCCCUGGCCAGGCAGAGCCCAGUGUGGUGGGGUGAUCACAAGGCAGAUCUGGGAGCACAAACUUGGCCACUCUUUUCUGGAGCUCUGAGGCCACAGAUGGGAGCUAAGCAAAAUCCAGGGGGUUAUUCCCUGACAGGAGUUUGAGAAAAGGGGGAAUUAUUGUUGAGUCCCAGUGAAAUAUGUUAAAUGCUUUGGGGUUCAACCUCCUCCUCCCCAGAGGAGAGAAAAAGUAAAUCAGAGAAGCCAGAGUGUGGUAAUGUGUUGGGGCAGGAGCAUUUCGACCUUCCAUUCUGAAAAGUAAUUCACUUCUUUUUGGCAAGAACUACUGUUUUGAGUGGAGGAAGGGAACCAGGUACCCUACAGCCAGCAGAAGUGCAAAGCAAUGGUAGCAACGUUCUCAUGCAGGAUGCAUGAAUGUGAUUUUUAUUCUAAUUACCCAGCCUUUACUGCUGUGAGCCUGAGCUCAGGCAGGAGAGCUCUCUGCAGCCCGUGUCGGCAUGCUGCAAGCUGGCAUCUGUCCACCUUUGUCUUCCUCACAGUCAUC
This is a messenger RNA of Falco peregrinus (peregrine falcon), 7909 nucleotides long. RefSeq names its product paired box 5 (gene PAX5). Bases 754 to 1986 code for a protein of 410 amino acids. Lineage: Eukaryota; Metazoa; Chordata; Aves; Falconiformes; Falconidae. The transcript is spliced from 12 exons. Gene Ontology annotation, biological process: anatomical structure development; regulation of transcription by RNA polymerase II. Gene Ontology annotation, molecular function: RNA polymerase II cis-regulatory region sequence-specific DNA binding; DNA-binding transcription factor activity, RNA polymerase II-specific. The record is from RefSeq and is a predicted model, not a curated record.